This is a messenger RNA of Cricetulus griseus (Chinese hamster), 604 nucleotides long. Lineage: Eukaryota; Metazoa; Chordata; Mammalia; Rodentia; Cricetidae. The record is from RefSeq and is a predicted model, not a curated record.
UCAGGAGCCAUGCUGCUGUUGCUGACCUUGGCUUUCCUUGCUGGUCCUACCUGCAGAGCCCAGGAAAUAUGGGGCAAUAAAGUCGGCACCUAUUUCAUCAUUCGUGGUGAAGAACAGGGAGAGAUCAGGGGCAUCAAGAUCUACUUCACAAUAUUAUCACACAUCAAGGGCAUCCAGCUGCUUUUUGGCAAGCACUGGAGUAUUCUCUAUGGAAUGGCUACAGCCAGUCAUAAAGAGUGGCUCCUGGAGGAUGGUGAGCACAUAAUAAAGGUGCGUGGCGACGCCUGCUUAUGCCUGAACUCCCUGACCUUCAUCACCAACAAGGGGAAUCAUGUUCUCUUUGGUAAAAGCCAAGGGCGUUCAUUUGAGGACAGUGGAGGUCCAGACAAGCAUCUAGUGACUGUCAAUGGCAUGCUGUUAUCAGGCUGCAUUUCAGGGAUUGGCUUUGAUUGGAGACAUGUCCCAGAGAAUGUAGUCUCCACAACACCUCAAAGAGAACCAAUUACCAUCCCUAACACUUCCAAACCGAAGGAAAGAAGCAAAGAUGAAGACAAGGAUGGUGGUGAUGGAGGCAAUGACAAAGAUGAUGAUGAAAACAAUGUUC